ACGGGUUUUAACUCUUGGCAAUCACCGCAUGACAUGCGCGCUAUGGGUGAUGCGGAUGAUGACGUUGGUAUAGUGAAUAUCUACAAGGCAGCGGGCUUUCAAGCCUCGGAUCUGCAUGGCAUGGGUUUUCAGCUCCGAUCUUUGCGAGAUGCAGGCUUCGCUGCGAAAGAGAUUUCCCACUUGGGGGAUUGCGCUGCGCUGAAACGUGCUGGAUACAGCAUGAUGGAGCUGCACAAUUUGGGCUUUGGUCCUGCAGAUUUGCGCUCAGUGGGAUUUGAGGCCAAGGACUUAUCGGCUUUGGGUCUAUCUUUGCGUGAGUUGAGAGACUUGGGUUGCGGCGUAGCAGAGAUUCGAGAAGUGAAUGGUGGCGUGGCGCCCUCGACGCUGAGGCAGCUUGGAUUCAGACGCCUGGCGGAAAGGCUUUAGAUGCUCUUUGAGCCGCGCUGCCGGCUGAACGUGUUGAUUCAUAUAUUCCUAGUACUUUGCAAGAGUUGGCGAAUAUACAGAUCAUGCCCUGUUUUGCAGCAGUCUUGAAAGUAAAGGCCCACAAAGUCAUAUUGUUGCUUCGACCUAAAGAACUUACACUAUCCGGAAGUCCAGUCAAUGUGAAGUGUUAAAUGUUUCAGGUUCUAUCGACAUCACAUGCUCCAUUUCUGGAUCAAGACGUAUAAUUCGAUGUUGUUCCACACAUUUUUAGUGUGUGGGGUUCUUACCUCCGCAUCCGCCUUCUGCUUCUCCUUCAUCCUGCUCCUCCUCCUCCGCCUCCUCCCUCAGCAACACACCAACUCAUCCCACAGCAACUCAACUCACUUUCAACAUAUCUCCCUCACCUUGAUCCACUCACUUCCACUCCCGCUCACUCACUUGCGCUCUGCGGGUUGUUUUUGCGUUGCCCUGUGUUUUUGCAUGUUUUUGCUCGCUCGAGUUCUGCUGACACGCAUACUGCUCUAAAAAAGGGAUCUAAAGGGUUCGUAAGGAAAGUCCACACUCACUCCACGCACGCACGCACGCACGCACCCACGCACGCACGGACGCACGGACGGACACACGCACGCACGCACGCACGCACGCACGCACUCACUCACUCACUCACUCACUCAAUCCAAAUAUACGAAUCGUCAUCAUGC
Molecule: messenger RNA, 1127 nt
Organism: Durusdinium trenchii
Lineage: Eukaryota; Dinophyceae; Suessiales; Symbiodiniaceae
Source: the annotation of a GenBank genome assembly